Messenger RNA from Carcharodon carcharias (great white shark), 1398 nucleotides. RefSeq names its product alcohol dehydrogenase class-3. Gene Ontology annotation, molecular function: S-(hydroxymethyl)glutathione dehydrogenase [NAD(P)+] activity; zinc ion binding. Gene Ontology annotation, cellular component: cytosol. The transcript has 9 exons. Gene Ontology annotation, biological process: formaldehyde catabolic process. Bases 60 to 1193 code for a protein of 377 amino acids. The record is from RefSeq and is a predicted model, not a curated record. NCBI's taxonomy places the organism in Eukaryota, Metazoa, Chordata, Chondrichthyes, Lamniformes, Lamnidae.
ACGCUAAACCGACGCAUCUUACUUGCGCAUUUGGUGGAAGCAGUAGGUCCGGUUUGGAUAUGGCGGGCACUGAGGGAAAGGUUAUUAAAUGUAAAGCUGCUGUUGCCUGGGAGGCUGGAAAACCUCUGUGUAUUGAAGAAGUGGAAGUUGCUCCUCCAAAAGCCCAUGAAGUUCGAAUUAAGAUAAUCGCCACUGCUGUGUGCCACACUGAUGCCUACACUCUGAGUGGCUCAGACUCAGAGGGCGUGUUCCCUGUUAUUCUCGGACAUGAAGGAGCUGGCAUAGUGGAAAGUAUUGGAGAGGGAGUGACCUGUGUCAAAGCAGGGGAUCGAGUAAUUCCACUUUACAUUCCGCAAUGUGGGGAGUGCAAGUUUUGCCUGAAUCCCAACACCAAUCUCUGCCAGAAGAUCAGGGUGACCCAGGGCCAGGGCCUGAUGCCUGAUAAGACCAGCAGAUUCACCUGUAAAGGCCAGCAGCUUUACCAUUACAUGGGGACCAGCACCUUCUCUGAAUACACUGUUGUUGCGGACAUCUCACUGGCUAAGAUUGACGACGAAGCUCCACUGGAUAAAGUUUGCCUACUAGGCUGUGGGAUAUCCACUGGCUAUGGUGCAGCUAUCAAUACGGCCAAGGUUGAACCAGGCUCUACUUGUGCCGUGUUUGGACUGGGAGGAGUGGGUCUGGCAACCAUUAUGGGAUGUAAAGUCGCUGGUGCCACUCGGAUCAUUGGGAUUGACCUCAACAAAGACAAGUUCACAAGGGCUAAGGAGUUUGGUGCAACCGAAUGCAUCAACCCCAAGGAUUAUGAUAAACCCAUUCAAACUGUUUUAGCUGAAUUGACUGACGGUGGUGUGGACUACUCCUUUGAGUGUAUUGGUAACGUUGCUACCAUGAGAGCUGCCCUUGAAGCUUGCCACAAGGGUUGGGGAACCAGCGUGAUUAUAGGGGUAGCACCUGCUGGACACGAAAUUUCAACUCGGCCCUUCCAAUUGAUAACAGGCCGCACUUGGAAAGGAACUGCUUUUGGAGGAUGGAAGAGUGUUGAGAGUGUGCCCAAGCUUGUAAAAGAAUACAUGGCUAAGAAAAUAAAGGUGGAUGAGUUUGUGACUCAAACGCUCCAAUUUGACCAGAUCAACGAAAGUUUUGAGCUGUUACAGAAGGGGAAGAGCAUUCGAAGUGUCCUCUCGUUUUGAGGUUGAUUUCUACAAACCAGUGCCUUACCCGUCCAGUGGAGUCUUAUCGCGGUUUGGAAAGUAGUUGUUCUGAAAAUUGCUUUUAAAAAGAACUUCAAUAUUGUUAGUAUUUAACAGACUUUAAUUGUGCUCUGUUAAUCCCAUCAUUAACUGUUUAUCCAGUUCUAGACCCUUUUCCACAUUAAACUAAUUUGUGAAAAGUAAA